Messenger RNA from Misgurnus anguillicaudatus (oriental weatherfish), 4130 nucleotides. RefSeq names its product ephrin-B3a (gene efnb3a). Gene Ontology annotation, biological process: ephrin receptor signaling pathway; axon guidance. Lineage: Eukaryota; Metazoa; Chordata; Actinopteri; Cypriniformes; Cobitidae. Gene Ontology annotation, molecular function: ephrin receptor binding. Gene Ontology annotation, cellular component: plasma membrane. The record is from RefSeq and is a predicted model, not a curated record.
GGCGGCAGGCACGCGCGGCUUCCAUGGAAUACAAGAAUUAGAAUAUCUCGUUUUUUGCACCAAACGGUCGCUUUUCUGUAUUUGUUGCACUCGACUUUUGCAAUAUACUGCUGUUUGUGCCCCUUAUCGGUUUUUAUCUCUUCGUUGUGACUCGGACUGUGAUUCAUUGCUAAAGUAAAGGGGGAGUUGAUGGACGUCCACGCCGUUGUUUCUGAACUGGACAUCAGAUCGCAUGUCAGUUAGCUAGAAUAUUUCGGAAAUCCGAUGAGACGUUGAAAGUUCAAUUUUGGACAUCAAAGACAAUUUUGGACUUCAAAGGUGUUUUCUGCAUCAGCGGGAAACUGCGCUACAACUUUUGUCUGCUGAAGGACUUUAAUUAUUUCAAACGGGCUUGGAUGUUCAUUUUCUCCACGGGAGAAACCUCGAGUCUUUUAUAGAAGUGCUAAUAUUGCGGUUUAUGGAGACACAUUUUUAAAAACUCACCCGCAGUGGACCCGGCGCCCCGCACCAGUCUGCGUGCACUUACAAGCAUUCAACUUUCUUUACUCCAUCCGCAAUCAUAAUAUCGUUUGAAAUCCAUCCCAAAUCAUAUUCAUACUUUGACCAUAUGGCUGCUUGCCUUCUCCCAAUCUGACACAGUUCCUUGUGCCAUUCGGUUGAGGUCAUUACCUCCCUUUAUAUGGAACAAAGGGGUAUGAUGCUUUUUAAUCUGUUUUCUUUUACAAACAGCUCUGCUCUGAUUUCCCGGGGUCUUUCAGAUGUGGAUGUUGCCGUCAUGCCAUCUCCAAACGCUUAGAGGGAUCUCCUGAAGUUCAGCCCCGUUUGUCCCCCAACACUCUUUUGUCUCCAUACGUCCCACUCAUUUUUCUAGGAGUGUCAUGGGAGUCCAGACUAGGGGUGCCUGGUUGGCUAUGGCGUUCUCGGACUGGGUCAGUGGAUUGGGAUUUCUCUUAAUAUUCCUGAUGGAGAGUUUAGCAGUAGAUGCGACCAACAUGGAGCCAGUCUACUGGAAUUCACUAAACAGAAGGUUCGGGGAUGAGAGGGGGUAUAUACUCUACCCUCAGAUAGGUGACCGUUUGGACCUUGUAUGCCCGGCAUCGAGUCCCCCAGGUCCGAACUCUGCCCCUGACUAUGAGUAUUAUAAACUGUACCUGGUGUCCUCUCGAGAGCAGGCCGACAGGUGCGAGGUGAUGGGAGCCCCCAACCUGUUGCUCACCUGUGACAAACCCAACAGCGAUAUGAGAUUUACCAUCAAGUUCCAAGAGUAUUCGCCUAAUCUGUGGGGUCACGAAUUCAAGAACUUACGAGACUACUAUAUCAUAGCUACCUCUGAUGGCACCAAAGAGGGCAUCGAUAGCAUGAGAGGAGGCGUGUGCGUGACACGAGGGAUGAAGCUGGUUCUCAAAGUGGGACAGACUGCGUAUGGCCUUCCUCCAAAGCCCAAACCCGAUCCAGCCCGACCCAACAGUAAAACUCCAGAUCUUGAAAAUGGCUCUAAAGGGAGUGAUGGAGGUGAUGCCGGUGAGAGAGAAGACAGCGGCGCCGUGUCUGCGUCUAACAUCGCCCUGAUCUCCGGCGGUGCCGGGGGAGCCUUGCUCCUGCUCAUCGCCGUCGUGAUCGGUGUAGUGUGUUACCGUCGCCGGAAAGCCAAGCACUCGGAGACUCACCACCCUGCUCUUUCGCUUUCUUCUCUUACCCCAAAGCGGGGUAGCUCCUGCGGGGUGGGGACGGGGUCGGGCGGGGGAAACAAUAAUGGCUCCGAGCCCAGUGACAUCAUCAUCCCGCUGCGGACCUCGGACUCGGCUUACUGCCCCCACUACGAGAAAGUCAGCGGCGAUUACGGACACCCCGUCUAUAUUGUGCAGGAGAUGCCCCCACAAAGUCCCGCCAAUAUCUACUAUAAAGUAUGAGAAGAGGACGGCCGAACACACAGAUAGCCUGACUUUAUUAUCCACACGUAGGGUGUGUUUUUAAAAGACUCUAUAUGUAAGAGCCUAGAUUUUACAGAAGAUAAACCUGUCGACUGUUUUACUGUGUUGCCGGCUGGAAGUUCGGUACAGAUCUGGGGUUUAUGUUACUGCAGAGUGUUUGUUUUAUUUACACGUGUGUGACAUGGGAAAGUGAAUGUAUGUACGGAAGUGUCACACAUUUUUUCAAAAUGAGUGUAAAUGAGCUUGUUAAUGGUUGGGUUCAGAUUCAUGUGCUUUUCCCUUAAAACCAAACAGUAGAAGUGUUAAUAAUAUAAUACUUUUUUUUUUUAAACAACUUUGGGGGUGAAUUCACUAAACAUUUACACCAAAACCUGCCUAUUACUAUCCACCCAUGUUUUGGUUUAACCAUGCACCAGAUAUGCUGAAAUAUUUAAAUGUGUCAUUGUUAUUGUUUUCAGCACAAGCGCACCUCUUUAUAAAUUAGCAUUAUUAUGGACUGAGCCGCAUCACACAAUUCUGCACUAUUUGCCUGGCAGUUGCACUUACAGUAAUGCCUACAAAAGGCAGUUGUGUUUAAGGAGAUAUAUUUGUGUCCAUUUUCUACUAGUCAUACAGUACUACUAUAAUCAUCAAAUGAUAAUAAAAUGUCAGGCAUAUAAGCAGAUGCAUCCUUCAGUAAGUGCUGAUACAGGAUUAUAGUAUUGGAGAGAUACUGUACAGUAUCCAGAUCUGUUGAAUCCACAAUAUACUAGCGCUUUCGGCGGAUGUAAUUCAUUUUUAGUGAAUUCGCCCCCUGUAUAUUUUUUCAUCUGAUUGUGGAUGUUUGUCUUCGUUUCUUUGAACCCAGAUCUCAGUCAUAUUUAUUUAUUGUGCAUCAAAGACUCUUCUAUCAUAACUGCUCAGCACCCACUUGUUUGUUUUUGACGGUUUUUAAACAUCAUUACGUGAGGAGCGGGAAGUGCCUGUGGAGGAGGUGAAGACGAAUGCUUGAUGGUUUCAGUUGGAGACCCUUCUUUGCAUUUCUAAGGGGUCCAAGGUCAAAGUUAGGAGAUCACAGACUGCACUCAUGAUGAUUUGAGGGCUUCAGCGUGAGCUUUUGAAGUACUGUGUAGACUGUAAUGAACUGCUUGCUUAUCGUACACACGCUGUCAUCUUGUACACUUUUAACACAUACAUUUACAUAACAGCUGUUUGGGUUUUCACAUAUAACAUCAAGAGAUGGAAUCCGGCUGUGAGUUUGUACAGAGUAUAUACGUUUCGAAGUUUUGUGAUUGUUGUAUUGGCCAAAGACAGAUUGAAUAAUACUGCGCCUCUGUGUGUCUUAAUGAACCCGAUUACAAACUGUCCACGUCCUAUUGAGUGUUACAAAUAUCUGUUGCUAGGUUACAAUCUUGCCUCUCAUUAUCAUAUUUUGGGUGAUGUCUCUGAACCGACAUUAUCACCCGUAUCAGCUUAAAGCUUUUGGUGCACAGUUCACCGGUUAUUUCAGUUUAUGAAACAUGACAUUAAGACAUGAAAAGUGACUGUGAAAAUGGCCCAAAUGACUUGAGUUUUCUUUAUCAAUAUUGAUUUAAGGAUUAAGCCUGUCAUUAUCACGCAUAAAAUGGCAGAAAUUGGUUUUAUUGUGAACACUUCUUUUGUUAAGAUGCUUUCACAUUUCCUUUCAUAUUGUGUUAUAUUUAAGUGUUGCUUUGUUAAUAGAUUCAGCCAGAGACAAAUAAUGUUAUUGCAAUGCAGAGGGGAUGCAGCGAUUGUAAACUUCUUUUACUAUAUCAUGCCAACAGCCUCAGUUAAACAGGGCACACAGAAUUCCCAAACUUCUCGCCCCUGCAUGCCUGUAGGCUUUUCAGUGCAAAUUUUUCGUUUUUCUGUUUUUAUCAAGGAAUAAUUUUUCCUUCAAACGAGCAUUGUGUGAUUGACUGUCUAAAUCCUUCGACGCAAAUCGCUUCCUCGGCUAGGCAGGGCAUGGGGUUAGGCAGGAAUUUUUCCUUUUGUCCUGAUCAGCUUUGAGCAAAGAGAAACCAUCUGGCAUGAUUAAUGUUGACCUAAGGCACCGAAAGCAUUUCAGUACCUGUGGCAAAAAUUCCAAACAACGCCGUUUUGCAUUUUAUUUCACAGGAGAAUUUUUUUAUGUUCAAAAAUUGUCAUGAUUUGAGUUGCCUUGAAACUGAAUUGUGAUAAAGACUGUUGCAUUUCUGA